Molecule: messenger RNA, 3897 nt
Organism: Solenopsis invicta (red fire ant)
Lineage: Eukaryota; Metazoa; Arthropoda; Insecta; Hymenoptera; Formicidae
Exons: 2
Coding region: 688-1809 (373 amino acids)
Source: RefSeq, a predicted model, not a curated record
UGAGAGGAAAAUGCAAGAUGAUAUCUGCCUCCCAUUGCCAAGAUCGUUUGGCCGUGAGUACAAGUCGAUGAUGUGAACAGGAUUUAAGACGCGAGUCGAAGGCACGCUUAUCCAGCGCGGUUCUCUGUUGUCCCUUUCACUGCAAGUCGGUUGCGUGGGAGGCUCGUUCAGGAUUUUGUAGCAAUUUCAACUAGUCUUCAUAGUUCAGUCGUCAUUCAAGUAACGCGCGCGAGUGACCGCUUAUCAAGCCACGAGUUUAAAACGAGUUAGACGAAAUGCAGUAUUUAAUAGCUAGCGCGUUCUUUGAAAGUUUUCUGUUGAGUUAAAAAUAAUUUUUGGCGCAAGGAAGAAGUCGGAUUUGGCCAGUGUACUACCGCAAGAAAAAGGUCGGAUGUGGUCAAUGUACUACCGCCACUGCACAUUGAUAAGCUCGUCGAUAAUAUAAAUGCAGGACAGGAAGUGUUAGGAAUGCCUUACUUGGAUGAUAUCUUCUGCAGCCUCGUGACAGAUACUUAUAGAAGUGUAAAGCGUUUUAAAGAUGUGAACGAGAAAGACAGUGAAUCGUACGAACUACACGAAUUAAAAAUAUCUUGAGUAAAUGUGUCGGACACAUUGUACUUGACGGAUUUUUUUUUUUAUCAAAUCUACUAAAUUGAAUGUUGCAAUCAAGUGUACUUGCGAGUUAAGAUGACAAUGACGGAGAACGUGUACGUUAUCAAAGUGAAAACAAAACCGCCGUUGUCGUCUUUGUAUCCAUCGGAGCGUCGUUACUCGGCGUCAACAGUCGGCGGUCUGUCCUUGGUCCAUUUUGGCCUCGGAGCGCUGUCCCUCCUUCUGGGCACCCUCGCCUUGUCCCUGCAGGGCCCAAUUUUGUCUGUUGCGUGCCUGGUGCCGUUCGUGACAGGUCUCCUCGCUUGGCGACGUUGGUACAUCGACCGGAACAUCGCAAUUUUCUUCUACGGUUGCCUCUUCUCGUUGAUAGUCGCGAUCCUCUGCUUCGUCGUUACAAUCUUCGACGUUGCGGCGGUUUCCAACAGCACCAGUGGAUCUCUAUGGCCGUUGGAGAAGAUCCUCAACACUCCACAUUACUCCCUUCAUCCUGCCAAGGAUUUUACAAACGAUACUCACGUGGAUGAUAUUACGUCGAUGGAAAAUAAUUCAUUCGACGUAACUGAAGGUUAUGACUCGAAGAUUAACGACUCCAAUAAAUUACCUGCUACUUUAAAAUCUGUCAGCAGCGAGUUAAACGUAUCAAACUUCGGUGUGGAUGCCAAAAACGACAAUCACGAUGAUCUCAUGAUGACAGAAGCAUCGUUUAUAUUUGAAGAAAGGAUGAUGAUAUCGAGAGAAGUUUUCCAGGACAAAGGCACUACAAACGUUACGCAAGAAUCAAUGAAUUUAACGAAGGAAAAAACUAAGACUUUCUGGCGCACCCAUUAUGAGGACUCGACGCACGCCAGAAUGUUACUGACCUUAAACGUCCUGAUGGCAUCUCUUUUGGAGAUCUUCUGGUCGCUGCUCAGCGCAAAGAUCGCGUUCUGCGGUAUGACGAACCAAUUACCAGACAGCGGUAAUGCCAUCGUCAAGUCAAAAACGACGAGAUUGCCGCUACAAAAGAGAAAAUCCCCGGCACCCAAACCAGACAUCUUGGAUCACGAUCGCCGGUUGUCCGAGGCUCUUCAGAAUUUGCAAGGUCUUGCUGGUAUCGGACCGCGACUACCCUUACCGGAAUCUAACAGAGAAUUUAGAGAAAGAGUAGAGAGAUUCUUAGUAAAUCAGGCAGCGCAUAGAAUUGUUGAAGGCGCUUGAAGCUGAAUUGUAAAAUACCAAAUGGACUCAAAUUUUGAUAAGUUUUUCACAGGAAUCUUAAAAUAUUUAGAAAAUUUCUGAUUCUUUUCUUUUUCAUGCAUUUCUUUGUUACGAUUGUCAUUAUUGUUAUUAAUGCUUUAUUACUUAAGAAUCUGAAAAUAUUUUAUAAUAUUUUUGUUUGAUAUUCCUGAAAUUAGAAAUUAUAAUUUAAUACGAUAGGUAAUAUAAUAUAAUAAUACUACACCGAUCUCAGUUUCUUAUAUUGUGUAUUACUUUAUUAUUACUUGUAGAGGAGAUGGUGAUAUUAUAGCCACCAACUUACAUUUUACACAAUAAGUUUAUUAAUAUUCAAUUUAAUUUUAAAUUGAAUUUUAAAUUAAAAAUUUGAUGAUUCUAUUCAUCAAACUGUUCUUUAAUAGAUUCUAGAGCUAUGACAUAUUUAUUAUAUUGAAUAUUAUUUAUAAAAAUGUAGCGACACUGGAUACAAUGGGUUGAACAGGAAGAGAGAUGGUAAUAUGGCCCGACACAAAAAUAAAUUUUAAAAAUCAAUUUUGUUAAAGAAAAAUAGAGUAUACGUUAUAAAAUUAUAUAUUUAAUUACAGUAACAAUAAAAUAUGCACAAUAUAAGAAAAUGUACGUUCAUAUAACCUACCUCUUCCGUAUAUAUUAUGAAGUACUAAAAUGUAAACUAUAGAUUAGCAAUAAAACUACAAUUAAUUUAUCGAAUAAUUUUUUCGAUUUAAAAAAGAAACAGUAUUAGGCCUGAGAUAGUACGCAGAUUUCACAUUAUCAAAAUUCUAUGCUAUUAUUUAAACUCAAAAUGUUUACAGCCGAAUAAAAAGUUUAAAUAGAAUAAUGAAUUAAUUAAAUAUUAAAAUAAUAUAAUUUGAAAAAGUUUCGAAGUGCUCAAGAGUAAUUAAUUCCUUGGAACAAAAGUUGGUUAUUGUGUAUUGUCAUAUCAGCGCCACUACAUAACGACAAGCUUCUAAACAAAUGAUUCCAUAAAUAAUUGCUAGGGUUCAUCUAAUAAUAGAGAUAAUACGAGAUCAUAAUACCUACACGGCUCAUAAUUUCACCUUCUCCUCUACUUAUUUCUUUUGUGUGAAGCAGCUGUAUAUACACUUUAUUUUUAAUUGUAAAAUUAUAAAUAGAAUAAUUAGUCGUCUAUUUGUUACAUCUAUUGUACUGAAAUAACUUUUAUUUACUUACUCAUUUGCGUGACGUUUGAAAGACACGAGACAUUAUCGCGUUCAAACGUAACGUUGAUUGCAAAUGUUGCAGCGGCGAGCAAUGAACUAUACUAAUUAUAAUUGCUAUUAUUUCCUACAGACAUCAGAAAUGCUUUUCUCACACAUUGGUUAAUUAAUAUAUGAAUUCAUAUCAAAAUCGAGCGAGAAUAAUUAAUUACCUGUUCUGUAAACAUGUUUGCAAUUGGACUUUCGAGAUUGAGUAAACGCAAUUUAUUUACCAAAGGUAAUUAUUUAUAUGAGCUAAUUAUUUAAAGCCAUUGCCACUUUACCGUAUAUUUAUCAUGCGCACGAUAAUCGUAUAAACAGGUAAGCGUAUCUUACAGAGUUUCGUACGAAUGUGCUCGCCGCCGCCUGAUUAAUUAAGCGCUCCGUCGUACGGUACAAAAACAUUUGACGUGCUCUGCGAUACGUAUCUCGUAUAUAUUACCGCUUAACAACGUGGGGCAAUAUCUACAGAAUGUUUUUACAGAGUUCCGGAAGCUUUGACAACAUCUACAAAACUCCGUAAGACUUGUUUUGCGUGACACGAGAUUAUAUUUUAUUUUCACGUAAACGAAACUCCAAUCAAGUUUAAUAACGGUACUUAAUGUUAGUAUUAAAGAUAUGUCAUCCGUUUUUGCAUUCUACUUGCUAAUGGUUCUAGGAAAAAUAACAUGUGCACGCUGAUCGCACGAUAUGUUAAUGAGACUGCAACAUCUCUCGAGAAAUAUUCAAGAAAUUUCAACUUUUGAAAAAACUGCGCGUCUCGCGAGAACCACAGGGAAAAGAACAUUAUACGCCACGCGUCGUUUCUCAUUGUGAAAGCCUAACGGCUUGUUACAAUAUAUUAAUCCAGUAU